This is a messenger RNA of Zeugodacus cucurbitae (melon fly), 741 nucleotides long. Its product is annotated as vacuolar ATPase assembly integral membrane protein VMA21 homolog. The record is from RefSeq and is a predicted model, not a curated record. The transcript is spliced from 2 exons. Gene Ontology annotation, biological process: vacuolar proton-transporting V-type ATPase complex assembly. Gene Ontology annotation, cellular component: endoplasmic reticulum membrane. The coding region runs from base 103 to 411 and encodes 102 amino acids. NCBI's taxonomy places the organism in Eukaryota, Metazoa, Arthropoda, Insecta, Diptera, Tephritidae.
GAAAAAGCUGAUAAAAGAAACAUCAAAAAUCAUUGGCCGGUGAAAUUUGUUCAAGAAACUACAAAUAAAUUAUAAUAAAGUUAUUUGUUUAUUACAAAAAAAAUGGCCAACAAAAAGGGUAAUAAUGGUGGUGGACGCACACAACAACAGAUAAAUGAUUCCAAAGACUACAGUGCAUUCAAAGUGGUGUUUUUCUAUUGUUCGCUAAUCGUAUUCCUGCCUGUAGCAACAUUUUUCUUGCUUAAAUCUACUGUGCUGGAACGCUUUUUCACCUUGUCUGAGAUUAGCACCAAUAUUUAUUCGGCAGUGGGUGCAGUUGUGGCCUUACAUUUAGCACUUGGCUUGUACAUAUAUAGAGCAUAUUUUGGUGGCAGUCAGCAAGCGGCGGAAUCAUACAAAAAAGUCGAUUAAUGACAAAACAUGUAAGCGUAAUUAAAAGUGAUCGAUCAAUAAGGUAUGGUGUAAGCUGUGGAAUCUACGCCGAUGAACAUGUGACUCCAUUUGGGUAUUACAAUAAGUAUACUUUAAACGUAAAUGCACAGAUAGACAUUUUUAUAACAAAUAUUAUAAGGAUUUCCCUACAUUCAUGUACGCUUGUUUUAAAUUUGUGGAAUUUGGUAGAAAUAAAUUGUUUAAAACUACGUACAUUUCAAAUAAAAACAUGUUAUGUAUGAACAUAAAUGUAUAAUAAAAAUAGUUGUAAAUAAUUAAAGAUUUUUAAAAAACCAUAAAUACUGAAAA